AGCAAAACGUGGGGCUCGUCGGGAAGAAAAAAACGAAAAAGAAAAUUCAAGAAAUAGAAAACAAAGGGAGUAAAGUGCCUGUCGAUGCGCUGUCAUCACCCCGUUCUCCUUCUCCACCUCCUCCUUCCCUCUCUCAUCUAUUCUCCUCUCAUCUAUUCUCUUCGUUUCAUCUCCUUUCUUCGUCAAUGGCGUCUUCUAGCUCUGGAACAGCUCUUCCAGCACCAGAGGCCGUACAGGUUCUUGUUUCUUCGUUGGCGGAUGAAUCCAUGUUCGUCAGGAAAGCUUCCAUGGCCUCUCUCAAGGAGGUUGCCUCUCUGAACCCCCUUCUUGUCCUCGAUUGUUGCUCAACUGUCUCUAGAGGAGGCCGUCGGCGUUUUGGUAACAUGGCCGGUAUCUUUCUUGUGAUGUCGUUUGCUGUCCGUGCAAUGGACACGAAAGACGUUGACCCUCCCCUCAUGGCAAAGCUCGCUAAGAUCGCCACCGCUGAGAUGAUCACGUCCAAGGAAUUCAAUGCUGAUUGGCAAAGGGCAGCAGCAGGUCUUCUUGUUUCAAUUGGUUCACAUUUGCCUGAUCUGAUGAUGGAGGAAAUUUUUCUUCAUCUCUCUGGACCUAAUUCGGCUCUGCCAGCAAUGGUUCAAAUACUCGCGGACUUUGCUUCAGCUGAAGCCUUGCAGUUUACCCCACGACUAAAGUCUGUUCUUUCGCGCGUAUUACCUAUUCUUGGAAAUGUGAGGGAUGCACAGCGGCCAAUUUUUGCAAAUGCAUUCAAAUGCUGGUGUCAAGCUGCUUGGAUAUAUAGCAGGGAUUUACCUUCAGAUCCGGUUCUUGAUAGUGACGUUGUGUCGUUUCUGAAUUCUGCUUUUGAACUUCUAUUGAGGGUCUGGGCUAGUUCUCGGGAUCUGAAGGCACGCCUCUCAUCUGUGGAGGCAUUAGGACAGAUGGUUGGACUGAUCACCAGGACACAACUGAAGGCAGCAUUGCCAAGACUUGUCCCAACCAUAUUGGGAUUGUAUAGGAAAGAUCAAGAGAUUGCUUUUGUAGCUACAUGUAGUCUGCACAAUCUCCUCAAUGCCUCCUUGUUGUCAGAAAGCGGGCCUCCUUUGCUUGAUUUUGAGGAACUUACAAUUAUUUUACUCACACUUCUUCCAGUGGCUUGCAUGAACAAUGACAACAGUGAGAAUUCGGAUUUUUCAGUGGGCUUGAAGACCUAUAAUGAAGUUCAACAUUGUUUUCUGACAGUUGGUUUGCUUUACCCCGAGGACCUUUUCCUGUUCCUUUUGAAUAGAUGCAAGUCAAAAGAGGAACCUUUUACAGUUGGAGCCCUUUGUGUUUUAAAGCAUCUCUUGCCGAGGUUGUCUGAAGCUUGGCAUGGAAAAAGGCCUCUACUUGUUGAAACUGUGAAAGUGCUCCUAGAGGAGCAGAGCUUAGGUGUCUGGAAGGCACUUGCUGAGCUAAUUGUGGUUAUGGCUUUACACUGUUACUUGGGUGGCCCUUCUGCGGAGUUGUUUGUUGAAUUCCUUGUACGCCAUUGUGCUAUAUCAGAUGAAGAAGCAAAAGAUUUCAACUCCCUAAGGGAAACCAUUCAAAUGAGUGGCUCUUUCCAGCCUUUUCAAUAUAAGAAACUAGAGGUGAAGAUAGGGGCUAUCUGUCCUGCAGAGUUGAGAACAAUCUGUGAGAAAGGGCUUCUUUUACUGGUUAUUACUAUUCCAGAAAUGGAGCAUAUCCUGUGGCCUUUUCUGUUGAAGAUGAUUAUUCCGCGAAAAUAUACAGGCGCAGCUGCUACGGUCUGCAGAUGCAUCUCGGAGUUAUGUAGGCAUAGAUCAUCAUAUACUAAUUCAGUGCUUAAUGACUGUGUAACUCGUAUUGAUAUUCCUAAACCUGAGGAGCUUUUUGCACGCUUGGUGGUGCUUUUGCAUGAUCCUCUUGCUAGGGAGCAAUUGGCAACUCAGAUUCUGACGGUCUUGUGCCACUUGGCACCACUAUUUCCUACAAAUAUCAGUUUGUUCUGGCAAGAUGAGAUCCCAAAAAUGAAGGCAUAUGUCAGUGACACGGAAGACCUAAAGCAGGACAGUUCUUACCAAGAGACUUGGGAUGACAUGAUUAUCAAUUUCCUUGCAGAAUCUUUGGACGUCAUUCCAGACACUGAGUGGGUGAUUUCAUUGGGGAAUGCUUUUACUGAACAAUAUCAACUAUAUAUCGCUGAUGAUGAGCACACAGCACUUCUUCAUAGAUGCCUUGGUAUGCUCCUUAAAAAGGUUGAUGAUAGAGCUUAUGUUCAUGAAAAGAUAGAUUGGAUGUAUAAACAUGCGAAUAUUGCAGUACCAACGAAUAGGCUUGGUCUGGCAAAAGGCAUUGGGUUGGUUGCAGCAUCACAUUUGGAUACUGUAUUGGAAAUGUUGAAAAAGAUUUUGGACAAUGUUGGAGGAAAUAUGUUACUAAGAUUUCUGUCGUUUUUUUCUACUAAAGUUAAAAUAGAAGAUGCCGAUGACAUACAUGCUGCUUUAGCUUUAAUGUAUGGAUAUGCAGCAAGAUAUGCUCCAUCCACUGUGAUAGAAGCCAGAAUUGAUGCAUUGGUGGGGACGAAUAUGCUUUCCAGACUACUUCACGUACGUCGUCCUACAGCAAAGCAAGCUGUUAUCACUGCAAUUGAUUUAUUAGGGCGUGCUGUCAUCAAUGCUGCUGAAAAUGGUGCAUCAUUCCCAUUAAAGAAAAGAGACCAAAUGUUGGACUAUAUAUUGACUUUGAUGGGAAUAGAUGAUAAUGACGGCUUUGCUGAUUCUAAUCUUGAACUCCUCCAUACUCAAACGGUUGCUUUAAGUGCAUGUACAACUUUGGUUUCUAUAGAACCAAAGCUAACAAUUGAGACAAGAAAUCAUGUCAUGAAGGCUACCUUAGGCUUCUUUGCUUUGCCAAAUAAUCCGUCGAAUGUUGUCGAUCCCCUUAUAAACAAUCUCGUAACUCUCUUAUGUGCAAUUCUCCUCACAAGUGGAGAAGAUGGCAGAAGUCGAGCUGAACAGCUGUUGCAUAUUCUGAGACAAAUCGAUCAAUUUGUUUCAUCAUCCAUGGAGCAUCAAAGGAGAAGGGGUUGUAUUGCUGUCCACGAGAUGCUUCUCAAGUUCCGGGCGCUUUGUUCCAGUGGACACUGCAGCCUUGGUUGCCAGGGAAGUUGCAUACACAACAAGCAAGUUGAAUGGACAUUUCAAAGAAAUUCUUCCAAUCUACCUGCUGCGUUUAUACUGCCAAGUCGAGAGUCUCUAUGCCUGGGGGAAAGGGUCAUGAUUUAUCUUCCGCGUUGUGCAGAUACAAGUUCUGAAGUUAUAAAGGCUUCUGCCCAGAUUCUUGAUCUAUGCUUCAGCAUAGCGUUAUCACUACCGAGACCAGUAGGAUCUGCUCUUGGUGUAGAUAUGGAAAUGUCAUACGGUGCCUUGUGUUCCCUUGAAGAUGUCAUUGCCAUUUUGAGAAGUGAUGCUUCUAUUGAUCAGUCGGAGGUCUUCAACAGGGUUGUUUCUUCUGUUUGCAUUUUGCUAACCAAAGAUGAGCUUGUAAUCACCAUGCAUGGAUGCACUGCUGCUAUAUGUGAUAAAGUGAAGCAGUCAGCAGAAGGUGCAAUUCAGGCUGUCAUUGAGUUCAUUACAAGAAGAGGCAAUGAGUUGAAUGAAAUUGAUGUUUCGAGGACGACCCAAUCUUUGCUUUCUGCUACAAUGUUUGUAACUGAGAAACAUCUACGUCAGGAAGUUCUUGGUGCUAUAUGUUGUCUUGCGGAGACUACAAGUUCGAAAGUUGUUUUCAAUGAAGUAUUGGCUGCUGCUGGAAGGGAUAUAGUUACAAAGGAUAUUUCCAGGUUGCGAGGUGGCUGGCCAAUGCAGGAUGCAUUUUAUGCAUUUUCACAGCACACAGUACUCUCCGUUUUGUUUCUCGAGCAUGUGAUAUCUGUGCUUAACCACACACCAAUACUUAAAGAUGAUGCAGAGAAAGGAGACAGUGGUGAUCAUUCCUCUGAAAUCCUCAUUGAGGAAGACAUCCUCCAAGCAGCUGUUCUGGCUCUCACUGCAUUAUUCAGAGGUGGCGGUAAAACUGGGAAGAAAGCUGUUGAACGAAGCUAUGCUGCUGUUCUUUCUGCACUUACACUUCAAUUAGGAAGUUGCCAUGGUCUAGCUGGAUCUGGUCAGCAGGAACCUCUAUGGACUGUGUUACCAGCUUUUCAAGCAUUCUGUGAUUGUGUUGGGGAUCUUGAAAUGGGAAAGAUUUUAGCUAGAGGUGGAGAACAAAAGGAAAAUGAGAAGUGGAUCAAUCUUAUCGGAGAUUUGGCCAGUUGCAUCUCUAUGAAGAGGCCUAAAGAGGUUCAACCUAUAUGUUUAAUUUUGAGUAAAGCCUUGAAUCGACACCAAUGGUUUCAGAGGGAAGCUGCAGCUGCCGCAUUAUCUGAGUUUGUCCGUUAUAGUGAUGGGGUUGGUUCCUUAUUGGAAGAAAUGGUUGAGAUGAUGUGUAUGCAUGUUCGUGAUGAUUCACCUACCGUAAGACGCCUUUGUCUAAGAGGACUUGUUCAGAUACCAACACAUUAUAUGCUUAAAUACACUACGCAAGUUCUUGGGGUGAUAGUAGCUUUGCUUGAGGAUCCUGAUGAAAUGGUUCAAUUAACUGCUGUCCAAUGCUUACAGACAGUGCUUGAGUCAUCACCGAAAGAUGCUGUUUAUCCACUUUUACUAAACCUUUCUAUACGGCUAAGAAAUCUCCAAACCAGCAUGAAUGGGAACAUGCGAGCUAAUGCCUUUGCAUCAUUUGGAGCACUAAGCAACUACGGAUAUGGUGCACAACAUGAGGCAUUUCUUGAGCAGGUGCAUUCUAUGCUACCACGACUACUUCUCCAUGUUCAUGAUGAUGAUUCCAAUGUUCGCCAGGCCUGCCGAAACACCCUAAGACGACUUGCGCCCUUAAUGAGUGUGGAUGGCAUGUCUCCUCUCUUCAACGCACAUUGUUUCAAUUCCGACCACCGAACCGACUAUGAGGACUUUAUAAGAGAUGUUACAAGGCAACUUUAUCAGAACUUCUUCAACAGGGCUGAUAGUUACAUGGCGUCAGCUAUCCAGGCCUUUGAUGCUCCUUGGCCAGUAAUCCAGGCGAAUGCCAUUUACUUCUCCAGCAGCAUGCUGUCAAUUUCAGAGGAUGAACGCUCCAUGGCUUCUUAUUAUACACAGGUGUUUGGGAUGUUGGUAGGCAAAAUGAGUCGUUCUCCAGAUGCAGUUGUUCGAGCAACAUGCUCAUCAGCUCUAGGCAUGCUGAUGAAAGCCAACUCACUUGCAUGGAGAGCAUCACGACUCGACUGAACUGACUCGGCUAGAAGGGCUCAUGAGUCAAGUCCAUAACAGUAAAUAUCCUCCUGACUUCGAGAAAAUAAAAAAGUAAAUUGAGUGACCAGCCAAACAAGUCCACCGAGUCCGCUGAGUUAGGUUUGCACUGGCUGAGAGUUGGUUCCUUAGCUGUGUGUAUAUGAGCUACAAUUCACUUGUAUAGUUGAUCAUGUAUGUAAUUAGUUUGUUGUAUUGUACUUCUUGUUUCAAUGUUGUUUUGUAUGUGGGUUCUGCAUGCAGUUGCCAGAAGAUGGUGAUAGGUGUGCAUGAACUGAAUGUAAUGAAUGAACGAGGCCCUAAUCAAUGCAAGCUGCCUUAGGUUUUCUUGUUUUGUAGA
Magnolia sinica is the source of this 5685-nucleotide messenger RNA. Its product is annotated as protein SHOOT GRAVITROPISM 6. The record is from RefSeq and is a predicted model, not a curated record. Bases 186 to 5324 code for a protein of 1712 amino acids. Lineage: Eukaryota; Viridiplantae; Streptophyta; Magnoliopsida; Magnoliales; Magnoliaceae. Gene Ontology annotation, cellular component: cytoplasm. The transcript is spliced from 51 exons.